UUUUUUUUAAAUAAUACGAAUUUUUUAUUUAAUUCUAGGAAUAGCGCGCGAUUUGAAAAAAAUCCGAAACUGUGACCUGGUCGGUCAGCUACUGACCGAUCGGUCAGUAGCCGGCCGAUUGAGAGUCGGCUGCCCUGUACUCUGACAGCCAAAAAGUAAUUGGUCGAUAGCUGACCAAUUGGUCAGCUACAGACCAUUUGGCCAGCUACCGACCGAUCGGCUGGCUGUAGCCCCACCCCCUGCAUGGAUUUAGUUUAGGUUUAUUACUAGGGAUAUCUGCUGGCACUUCUCCCCAUUAUUUUCCCGCCAUAUCUUCUUCCGCUCCCGUUCACACCGCCGUAUUUCCCUCUCACCCUUUGCCGCCACCCUUCCCGCCACUUCUUCCCGCCAACAUCUCCCGCCAAAUUUAUCCCGCCAUUUCUUCCCGCCACCAUCUCCCGCCAAAUUUAUCCCGCCACCAUCUCCCGCUAUAUUUUCCCGCCACGCUCUCGGAUUUUUCCCUAUAAAAGCAGGCAUCGACACUCAUCGCUGCACAAGUGUUUCUAUCUCUCUUUUUUUCGGUUUGCUCACCCUUAGCCAUCAUGAGUGUGCCGUGCUCUGACCAGGAGUUUAGGCCGGUGAAGGCGAAGGCUGCAAGUUUGCCCCUGGGUGUGACUGCGGAGCGGUGUUGGUGCGGCCGUCUUGCUAAGGUUAAGCAGGUGGAGGAUUUCUCCGACUGGUUCGGCAUGAAAUUUUUCAUGUGUGCGAGCUAUGAGCAUGAUCCACCCCGUAGUUCAGCUUCGUCGUCCACCAGGCCGCCGUCUCCCCCGCCCCUAUGCAAAUGGUUUCACUGGAUAGACACGGAGCAGCCGGAUUGGGCGCGUCAGGAGGUUGAGGAGAAACACCGGCGUGCGUGGGCAACGUUCUUUGAGGAGGAGCGUUGGGAAAAGGUUCGUGCUAAUGAAAAAGCAGAGCGAGAGAGGCAGAUACAGAAACUUAGGGCGGAACAAGCUCGUAAUCGCGAGGUGAAUCAGAAGAGGAUGGAUGAUGAGGCUGCACGUAGGUUUGCAGAGGAAGAGGUGCGCAGGGAGGCUCGUGAAGCAGAAAGGAAGAGACUAAGGGAAAGAGCUGCUGAGGCGCAAGCGGCAGAAGAACGCGGCGACAAGUCUGGAAAAUGGCCACGGUGGACGCAGGGAAAGUAGUGUGAUGUGUCGUACUAGCUAUGUAUCUUAAUUUCAGUUUUAGUUUGUCAUUGUAUCUUAAAUUCCGUUGUAGUGAUAAGGCGUAUUUUAAUUACAGCUUCAAUGUAUCUUUAUUUCAGUUUUAAUAUUAAUGUGAAAUGAA
Molecule: messenger RNA, 1323 nt
Organism: Lolium perenne
Lineage: Eukaryota; Viridiplantae; Streptophyta; Magnoliopsida; Poales; Poaceae
Source: RefSeq, a predicted model, not a curated record